AUUGCCAAUGCAGGACAACAAGGAAAUGCUAUUGGUGGUUUAUCAGUAGGGGAACCUGCUGAGGAAAUGUACGCCAUGACCGAAGUGGUUUGCGAAAUUUUACCGGAAGAUAAACCUCGUUAUUUAAUGGGAGUAGGAACUCCAAUUAAUAUUUUAGAAAAUAUUGCGUUAGGUAUUGAUAUGUUCGAUUGUGUUAUGCCAACUCGUAAUGCCAGAAACGGUAUGUUGUUUACGGCAAACGGAACAAUCAAUAUUAAAAACAAAAAGUGGGAAGCUGAUUUUUCACCAAUCGACGAGAUGGGGCAUACUUUUGUAGAUACUGAAUAUACAAAAGCAUAUUUACGUCACUUAUUUGCAGCCAACGAAUAUUUAGGAAAACAAAUUGCUACGAUUCAUAAUCUUGGUUUCUAUAUGUGGUUGGUUCGUGAAGCCAGAAAACAUAUCUUA
This is a messenger RNA of Tuber aestivum (summer truffle), 447 nucleotides long. NCBI's taxonomy places the organism in Eukaryota, Fungi, Ascomycota, Pezizomycetes, Pezizales, Tuberaceae. The record is from the annotation of a GenBank genome assembly.